GAGGCGUCGGACGACUCCGACGCCUCGGGCAGGAAGCUGAACGGCAGGGCGAAACCCGGGGCCAAGAAGGUGUCGCUCGCGACCGCCAGGGCCAGGCUGGAGAAGGCCGCCGAGGAGCUGGAGGAGGCCAAAGGGGCCGCAGAGACCUCGCAGGCGUCGCAGCGUUCGGCGGCCGAGAGCAAGAAGGAGGCCGAGCAGAAGCGCGACCACGCCAGAGAGGAGCUGGAGGCCGCGCAGGAGCGGGCGAAGCAGGCCGAGGCGGCCGCCAAGGAGGCCAGCAAGCGCCUCAAGAAGGCGGACGCCAGCCUGGCGGGCGCGCAGGAACGGCUCGAGGCCGCGGAGGAGGCUGAGCAGUCCGCCCGCGGCGACGUCGAGGCGGCCGAGCGGCGGGCCGCCGAAGCGGAAGAGGCCCGCAAGGCCAGGCGCGAAGCCGCGGCUGAGAAGCUGAAGGCGCUGGAGGAGGCCGCCGAACAGGCCAGCGAGCGGUUGAAGAAAGCCGACGCCAAGGUGUCGGCUGCGCAGGCGCAGAUCGCCUCCGCGGAGGGCGCCGCGCAGUCGGCGCGGCGCGACGCGGACGCGGCCGAGAGGGCCGCGGCGGAGGAGGCCCGGAAGGCCGAGGAGGCCAAGAGGAAGGCCGAGGCCGAGGAGGCGGAGAAGAGGGCGGCGGAGGAGCGGCGGAAGGCCGAGGAGGCCAAGAAGGCCGAGGCGGCCAAGAAAGGCAAGAAGAAGGCCCAGAGCUCCUCCGACUCCGACGAGCAGAGCGCUCCGGCGGGCAAGAGGAAGACGGAGGCGGCCAAGAAGAGCUCGGACUCGAGCGACUCCGACUCCGACAAGAAGGAGCCCAGUCCGAAGAAGAAGCGGAAGCGCUCGCCGUCGAAGCAGAAGAAGUCGGCAGAGCGGAGGAAGAAGUCCGCCUCCAGGACCCGGGGACGCUCCAAGAGCGCCAAGAAGCGCGCGAAGAGCGCCUCGCGGUCUCGCAAGAAGAAGUCCGCCUCCAGGAAGCCAGCCAAGAAGGUCUCGGACUCUAGCGCUUCCGAUUCCAGUGCCAAGGCGAAGAAGAGGAAACGGUCGGAGUCUUCGAGGAAGCCCGCGCGAAAGCGCUCGCCCUCCAAGAAGAGGAAGAAAGCCGCCUCCAGGUCAAGGCGGCGGUCUUCCUCUAAGAAGCGCGGAAAGAGCGUCUCGCGCUCGCGCAAGAAGUAG
Prorocentrum cordatum is the source of this 1200-nucleotide messenger RNA. NCBI's taxonomy places the organism in Eukaryota, Dinophyceae, Prorocentrales, Prorocentraceae. The record is from the annotation of a GenBank genome assembly.